AUGGAUCCAAAAACAUUCCCAACCGUCGUUGGGAUCGAACAACCUCCCAUCUCAAUUCUCUUGAUAAAUCCAAACUCCUCGGCGCACAUGACCGACGCCUGCCUCAAAACCGUUUCGACCAAGAUCCCGCCUGGAGUGACAGUCUAUGGCUUCACUGCUCCCCCACCAGCACCCAGCGCCAUUGAAGGCCGAGUCGACGGCGUUCUCUCAGCCGCCGAGUGUCUGCGCAACAUCGUGCCUAUCAAGCAUCGCUUCGACGCAUUCCUUGUGUGCUGCUUUAGCAACCAUCCCCUCAUAACUGCGCUCCGUGAGGAAGUUACUCAGCCUGUACUUGGCAUCAUGGAAUCAGCACUCUAUGCCUCGAGGAUGUGCGGGAAUAAACUGGGCAUCGUCACCACAAGCGAGCGGUCCGAGAUAAUCCACCAGCAGUCCAUCGCAGAGUACGGAUUUGGUAAAUUUUCCGCUGGAUGUGCGGCUUGCAGGAUCUCCGUGCUAGAUCUCGAGAGGAAGCCGAAGGAAGAGGUCUUUGCGGGGGUUGUCAAGGCGGCGAAGGAACUCGUUGAUGGAAGGGGCGCAGAUUGUAUUUGUCUGGGCUGUGCCGGGAUGACUGGAGCUAAGGAGGCCUGCGAAGAUGCCGUUGGCAAACAUCAGAACCAAGCUAUGGUUGUGGACGGUGUAGGUGUUGGCGUGCAAUUCCUGAUCGGCCUGGUACGUGAAGGACUCGGGACUGCGAAGGGUGGGGCAUAUCGACCGGCAGAAGCAGGGCGGAAGGCGAGGAAUCAGGAAUGGUAUUAG
Molecule: messenger RNA, 795 nt
Organism: Parastagonospora nodorum SN15
Lineage: Eukaryota; Fungi; Ascomycota; Dothideomycetes; Pleosporales; Phaeosphaeriaceae
Exons: 1
Coding region: 1-795 (264 amino acids)
Source: RefSeq, a predicted model, not a curated record